This is a messenger RNA of Penicillium alfredii, 3585 nucleotides long. RefSeq names its product putative RNA polymerase II transcription elongation factor (Ctr9). The transcript has 2 exons. Lineage: Eukaryota; Fungi; Ascomycota; Eurotiomycetes; Eurotiales; Aspergillaceae. Gene Ontology annotation, biological process: regulation of DNA-templated transcription. The record is from RefSeq and is a predicted model, not a curated record. Gene Ontology annotation, molecular function: RNA polymerase II complex binding. The coding region runs from base 1 to 3585 and encodes 1194 amino acids. Gene Ontology annotation, cellular component: Cdc73/Paf1 complex.
AUGGCGUCUCUUCAGAAUGGCCAUGCCAAUGGCCUGAACGGCGAUACUCUGCCUUCGACGAGCUUGCCUGACAGCCUCCGCUUCUCCGAUAUCCCCGAUGCCAUCGACAUUCCAGCUUCCAGCUUCGACAGCGAAGUCGAAGUCAGUCUACUCGAUCUGCCCGAGGACCCAACCGAGCUGUGUACCCUGCUGGAAAACGAGAGAGCAGCGAAGAAUUUCUGGGUGAUUAUUGCUCUCGCGUACGCGAAGCGAAAGCAACUCGACCAUGCCAUCGAGAUCUUGAACAAGGGCCUGGCUUCGGUAGCUCACGGCGCAACGAAGGAGAAACUCGGACUCCUGGGCUGGGUUUGCUGGCUGCUGAUGCUGAAGAGUCGCCAGGCCCCCCGAGUUGCCCCGGAAGGCGAACUGUAUUCCGAAGCCAAGACCAAGGACCACUACUUACAACUGGCGACCUCGACAUUGAACGAGGCGUCGCGUCUGAACCCGGCGUAUCCACCCUUGUUUCUUGCGCGUGGUGUCUUGUGUCUUCUUCGUGCAUCCUUGUACCCCCCUCGCGCGGUUCGCCCCGGUGCUAUCGAUACGUCAGAGAGAGUAGAAUCGCUACGACAGGCAUUGAAAUGCUUCGACGAAUCAUCCAAGGCCUUCGGCGGCCGUAACAUCAUGGCCAUCCUGGGACGAGCUCGAGCGCAUUACAUGCUGGGAAGGUACACAGAAGCGUUGGAAGGGUAUCAAAAGGUUCUAUUGAAGAUGCCUCACCUAGCAGAUCCCGAUCCUCGGAUUGGUCUGGGAUGUUGUUUGUGGCAGCUUGGCUUCAAGGAUCAAGCAAAGGUAGCCUGGGAAAGAGCCUUGUCUCUGACCCCCGAAUCCAAGGUUGCGAAUAUCCUUCUUGCUGUGUAUUACCUCUAUGACAGCUCUCGCCGGUCGACCACCGAUCCGAUGUUUGGCUCUUUGUACAAAGUUGCGAUGACUCAGUAUACCCAAAAGGCGUUUAAACUGGACAAGGAAUACCCAAUGACUUGUGCUAUGUUCGGCGGCUACUUCCUCCUUCGCAAAUCCUACGCGACUGUGGAGACUCUUGCGCGCAAAGCUAUUGAGAACACGGACGUGAUGCCCAUUGCCAGUGACGGCUGGUACCUUCUUGGGCGAAAGGCGCACUACGAGGGUGACCCCGCCCGCGCAGUGGAAUUUUACAAUCGCUCUGACCAGGCUCGUGGCGGAGGCGACAAGGGCUAUCUGCCGGCUAAGUUCGGCACUGUACAGAUGCAAGUCACGAACAAGGAUUACGAUGGAGCAAAGUUCCGCCUGGAAAAGAUUGUCCAGCAAUCGAGAAACGCCGAAGCAAUGAUUCUGCUUGCCUCGCUCUACGCAGAAGAGGUUUUUGCUGCUCACAGAGCCGGCAGCAGGGAAGACAAAUCAACCGAAACAAAGCGAGCAAUCAGCCUUUUGGAGUCAGUGCGUGCUAUGUGGAAGGAUGAAAAGCUGAAGCUCUCGCCAGAAGAGUCGGUAUUGGUCUACCUGUCUCGUCUUUAUGAGAUUACGGCUCCAGACAAGAGUAUGCAGUGUCUGGCUCAGCUGGAAAAGCUUCAAAUCUCCAGUAUUCCGGAGGAUGACCGGCCGCAAGACAUCGAAAAUGAAGAUGAUAUGAACAAGGCUCUCCGAGAGCGUUUGCCGCCGCAACUGCUUAACAAUAUGGGCUGCUUCCUGUACCAGAGCGAGAAGAUUGCUCUCGCCCGUGGGAUGUUCCAGUCUGCGCUCAACGCGUGCGUUCAAUCCAAGGAGAAGGAAAACGACACAGACAACGACGCGCUCGUCACCACUAUCAGUUAUAACCUUGGCCGGACCUACGAAGCGGCAGACAUGUGGGACGAAGCCAAGAAGGUUUACGAAGGUCUUCUGGAGCGACACGGUGAUUACACAGAAGCAAGCGCACGGAUGACCUACAUCGCGCUGCGCCAGAGUCCCACGGACGAGGGCCCAAAGAAGAUGGCCAAGCUCUACGAAGUCGAUUCUUCUAGCCUCGAGGUUCGGGCGCUUUUCGGAUGGUAUCUCAGCAAAUCGAAGAAGCGCGUGGCCAACAUUGCCGAGGACCACGAGCAACGCCACUUUAAGCACACCCUGCAGUACUACGACAAGCACGACCGGUAUGCCCUGACGGGUAUGGGCAAUGUGCAUCUCAUCGCUGCACGCGAUAUGCGCCGUGAAUCCGACCAAGAAAAGGAGAAGCGCCGGAAGAUGUACCAGCGGGCCGUAGAGUUCUUUGACAAGGCUCUCCAGUUGGACCCCAAGAAUGCCUAUGCGGCCCAGGGAGUGGCCAUCGCUCUGAUCGAUGACAAGAAGAAUCACAGCGCCGCGGUGCAGAUUCUGUCCAAGAUUCGGGACACGCUCAAAGAUGCCAGUGUCUACCUUAACCUGGGACACGUGUACGCCGAGCUACGCCAGUUUUCUCGGUCUAUUGAACACUACGAGGCAGCAUUGGCCAAGGAUCGUUCCCGCGAUGUGCAGAUCUUGGCCUGUCUUGGCCGCGUUUGGUGGCUGAAGGGAAAGCAGGAAUCAAGUCUCGUGGCGCUGAAGACAGCGCUGGACUACGCGCAGCGUGCGCAGUCGGUCUCGCCAGAUCAGCUCCAUUUGCAGUUCAACGUUGCCUUGGUGCAGAACCAGAUUGCCUCGCUCGCGUACGGUCUCCAGCCUACGCAGAAGACCCUGCAGGACGUGCAAGAGGCUGCCGAAGGGCUUAAGGAGGCCAUUGAGACCUUUGAUCGCCUCUCCAAGGAAAAGAACCCGCCCUAUCCCAGCGCGGCCCUGGAGCAACGUGCGAACAUGGGCCGCACAAUCAGCAAGCAGCUGGAUCGUGCGAUGCAGAGUCAGAAGGAAUACGAAGAGAAGAAUGCGGCGAAACUGCAACAGGCUCGUGAGGCUCGUGAAGAGGCCAUGCGAAAGCGCGAAGAGGAGCUGCGCAAGGCACAGGAGGUCGAACUCGAGCGCAAGCAGAGGAUCGCCGAGGAGCGCCAGCAGAUGGUCGAGGAGGCACAGCGACAUGCCGCCCAACGCGCCGAGAACGAACGCGCCCGCGAGGAAGCUGAGUUGACGGCCGAUUCCGAGACCGGAGAGAAGGUCAAACGCAAGAAGAAGCCCGCUUCCAAGCGCAAGAAGAAGGGCAAGGACGACUUCGUGGCCGACGAUGAGGACGGCGAGCCAGCUGGCAGCGCAGAGCCUGAGAGCGAAGGCGAGACCGCACCGAAGAAGCGUCGGAGACUUGAACGCCGGUCUGGCGGGAAGGCCCAGCCGCAGGGCAAGUACAAGAGCAGUGAGAUGGUGGUGGACUCGGACGACGAAGAGGCGGUCGCGACCCCCAACGCCGACAAGGAAAAGGAUGAUUUGUUUGAUGACGAGCCGAUGCAAGAGGAUGAAGAUGCGGCGCCUCGUCGUCGCGCCAAGGCCUCGCGCCGCAUCACCGACGACGACGAUGAGGACGAGGAGGAGGAAGCGGCGGCAUCCGCCGAAAAGCAGACCGGGCACGAAGAAGACAACGAUGAUGAUCUGUUUGGCGAGGAGCCCGCGAAGGAGGACACCGAGAUGCAGGACUGA